UCACGAAAACUCAACAAGUUGGAGUUCAUACUACGUCAUACAACGAUUAUGAUGUUUAUUCAUAUAAGUUUGAUAAGACAAUUGGUAUGUUGGUAAAAGCUGUAGAUUUGACUGUGCAACCAACACAAUGCAUGACUGUAGUUACUGAAAAUAAAAGACCAGUAACAGCAUACCCAUCUGCUUCUAUACCUUGAGAUUGUGACAUUAAUUAGCAAUUAGCACACCCGGAUUGAAACUAGUUAGGUAGACUCAAUAUUGUUUGGAGAUAUUUGCUUUAAGACACAAUGGGCAUCGGUGAAACAACUUUAGCAUGGAGAUGUUCAUUUUUUCUUAUGUUUUUCGGUUUUUUCAUCAUGAUUGCAUCUGUAGCCUCCUCGUACAUGGCGGCAGCAGACAUUAUCCCAAACAGGGAGAGGCACAUGGGAUUCUGGGAUCUCUGCGAUGACACCCAGACGUUUGGCUGUAAAGAUAUGAUAGAAUACUUACGCUCUAUAAAGGAGGGAUUUGAUUGGGUCCACGGCUGCCGGGCAAUGGUCAUCAUCGGCCUGAUCAUCCAGCUCUGCUCCGUCUUCGUCAGUCUGUACAUGGCCUACAUGGUGUCAGGGACUCACAUAGGAAACCUGAUCACUGCAGGGGGUGCUAUCAUUUCAGUUGUCUUUAAUCUGAUUGGUGGGCUUGUCUUCCUGGCCAAUGCAAUGGAUAUCCUGGAGACUACCCUGGAGAUGGAUUCGGAUCCGUCCUGGUCCUUUGCCCUACUCAUCAUCUCCCAGGGAUUUUACCUCAUCGCCGCAGUGCUGCUCAUAUUUGAUGCCUGCCGAGGAAAUUAAUGAACACCUUUUGAUGAUGUGCUUGUGAGUGAGUGCUUGUAACUGUUGGGUGUUUGUGGUUGAUGCAUUUCAAAAUGUUUUAAACAUGAAUACUGGACAAGUGUAUAAUAAUGUAUAGCAAUAUACUUGUCUGGUGUAAUAUACAUAAUACAUAUUUGUACAUUCACUGUUUUUUUUUUCUUGUAAACAUUGUUUUCUUUUUUGUAAUGAAAACUUCUGAUCAAUGUAAAGUUUCUAUUUUUGAUAAGAAAGGCGGGACUAAUUUUAAAUUUAAAUUACUAUAAUGGCAGCAAAUGGCUUUUUUUUUUCAUGAGAGUUCAACUAAGUCUAGUUCAGUUGUAUAAAUGUGUUGCUAAAAAUAGCAUAUUGUGACUUAAUGCAAUUAAUAUACCAACCUGAUUAAUAAUAUCUAUUUGCCUUAAAACUAGAACAUUUUGUACAUAUUUGAUUAAAUGAUUUCUUUAAAAAAAAAGGCAGCUGUUAAAAUAAGUGAGCCAAUAUUUGAUUUUAAACAUGUUUGAUAACUUUAAUCAGUCACUUUUUUGUUUUGUAAAUUCAUAAUAUCGAUAAAUUAUGUUAAGUGAUGAAGGCCAACAUUGACCAAGGAAAGAUACACAUAAAGCUAACACCAGACCACCAAUGUGUCAUUAGAUUGGCCACGGCGCUACAUUUAUUUUGUUUUACACAAUCAUUUUUUUUUUUACUAAAUAAUUUUUAGAUAGAAUUUUUCAGGUGUUAGGUAAAAAAAUAAACUUUGUCUUGCUCCUGGUCACUACCUUAGAAUAAUGUAGUGUGGUGGUAGCCAACUUUAUGUUGGUGGUAGCCAACUUUAUGUCGGUGGUAGCCAACUUUAUGUCGGUGGUAGCCAACUUUAUGUCGGUGGUAGCCAACUUUAUGUCAGUGGUAGCCAACUUUAUGUUGGUGUUAGUCUGCUGAAUAUAGAAUUUCGAGGUUAAAAGGUCACUGUCUAGACACAUCCAUUCACUAUUUCUUACAGGUGGGGUUCUCACACUGUUGGCUUUAAAGUACAAAACAAAUACAAUACUUUCCACAAUUAUUAUCCUACUGUAGUAAAGCUGAAGAUAAUGUCUAAUGAGAGGUACUUGAUUUAGGGAUUUAAAUUUUUUGAAACUAUAGAGCUGGUUUUACAAAAUUGUAUUUUUAAAAAUAUAGGCUUUAUAAUGCUUAAGUACUUCUGUUUUAAACUUUUUAUUCAUAUUGACUCUAGUUGUAAUAUAUGAUGAUCAAAAAUCAUGUUUUUGUAACAAAGAUUAUGUUUUUGUUUUCUACUAAGUUCCAGUCACAUUUUUAUAUUCAUGAAUAAUUCCUGACCAAGACAUUUCCACAUUCCAUAUCUUCAAAGAAAUUUCCAGACAACUAAGAUAUUAAUCAAAGUCUUGUUCAUCUAAUCAUUCUAAUGUAAAUAAACUUUUUACAACUUU
Physella acuta is the source of this 2269-nucleotide messenger RNA. RefSeq lists its product as uncharacterized. NCBI's taxonomy places the organism in Eukaryota, Metazoa, Mollusca, Gastropoda, Physidae. The record is from RefSeq and is a predicted model, not a curated record.